Molecule: messenger RNA, 1807 nt
Organism: Nematostella vectensis (starlet sea anemone)
Lineage: Eukaryota; Metazoa; Cnidaria; Anthozoa; Actiniaria; Edwardsiidae
Exons: 7
Coding region: 1-1581 (526 amino acids)
Source: RefSeq, a predicted model, not a curated record
AUGCCGAAAGAAUUGGCAUGCGAUGAGCUAUACCCAGUCUCCGUGGCCGAGGAUCUGUUGAAGAAGCAGCCUGAUUGGUCAACCUCUGAUCAGAUAGAGCCCAGUACCGCGAACCACGACCAGAUUGCGUCUCCAGAGCCUGCUCUCUCUCUAUCAGAUCAGAACAGUAACGAUAUCCAGUGGAUUAAGACCAACAUCGUAGAUGCGUACGGCUUUAAAAAGCACGCUUCCAUGGAUAUGUGGAUCUCGCAGCCGAACUUUAAAGGUAAAUUUGGCACGAGGCAAUUCACAACGGCAGCCGAGAAGGCCAAAGCGUUCUUUAAACGCAACAACAACUGGGAAGCCACCAAGAAAAACCCUGCUUUCCGAACGAGUCGAAGCUGCACCAGUCUGCUCUACAUUACAGCGGCCAGGUAUUUAUACGUCACGCAAGUAUUAUACGAACAAAGCGGGAAAAAGCUGGCCCCUUGUGAACGGUCACGUGAUGGCAAGACAGUCAUCCCUUCAUCCGGGGUCUGUUACCCGGAACCGUACGGCACUGCUUCGUGCACUUCCGACUACGAUGUCGGACUAGUCGGAGAGGCCUCGGGAACGUUGACGAUGGAAUUCAACAAUUUCUUUAAAAAGGAGUUCGGGAAGCCUUCAGAGCUUGUAUUCGACACGAAUGUUUACGCGUUUACUCUGGAAUUUGCCAUGCCGUUUAUAUUCAGUGGGUUGCCGCAAGGGUUUGAGGCGAGUGUAAAGAGAGAGGAGAGCACGCCCGAGUUCCGUGCGCAGGAGCUCGUCAGCGCCUAUUACAAAGUCUACAAGUACAACGAGGGGUUCUUCGAUAAAAUGGUGAAAGGUGCGACGAAUUCAUUCAGGCAACAAGCGAACAGUCUUAAGACUAACCUGAUAAAAUGGCUGAAGAAAAUUGAUGCUUUGAACAAGAAAGUCUCCCUCAAAGGAAGCAACAUCCGCGAUAGACAUAACGGAGAGUACCAGAAGCUGGUCCAAGCCAUGACUACCGCUGGAGGGUACAGGAACCCUAGAGAUAAGCUAGAGAAACUGGCCGAAGCUCUGCUCUACGCCGCGGAGGCCUACCAUUCCCGUGGUGCUAUUCGGCACGUGGUGGGUGGUACCCAGAUGAAGGUUGUGGAUAACCAGAAGUCGCUCUCCACGAAUGACCUGUGGGCUUCGAUGGUAGAGAACUGGGGGGAUUCAAACAAGGAAUUCGCGCAUUGUGGUGGGAUCCCUGUGGAGGAGUGCUUCCUGAAGAUGAGCAAGUACAUGUGGAGAAUGCUACAAGCAAUGAAGAUUGUACGGAGCCGUCUUUCUCCUAACGGCCGCGCAGGACUGGUGAACUUCGCCGAGCCCCUUGCCAACCCAGAAGUCCUAGCGGAAAUGUGGUUGCACUACAAGAAGCGUGGUAAAACAGCCAUACCAACCUACAAAAAACAUCUUCAACAAUUCUUCAGGCAGUUUGGGUGCACAAACGAAGUAUUCGGUAAACCGCUGACAGCACAGUGCGUAUCGCAGAUGCAUGAUCAAAUCAACAAGUACAACAGCCGUCUUGCAAGCGAGGCUAAGGACAGAGAGUAGACUGGUGACGAUUCCGAAGGAGAGAGUAUUGGCUUGGGACAAGUUAAAGGGACGGGUAAGCGAGGUAAAAGAAAAGAGAGAAGAAUGGGAACGAGUCAGAAGGGCAGAGAGUGGAAUUCAUACCAGGAUGAUGACACGUGCAAGGGCUCAUGGGAUACUAAGUGCAUAAAAAUCCCAGAAGUCUACUAGAAAGGUCUUGCGCAUGCUCAGUGCAAUCUUAACAUAA